Myotis davidii is the source of this 565-nucleotide messenger RNA. It is a transcript of the gene BAHCC1, whose product is annotated as BAH domain and coiled-coil containing 1. The transcript has 4 exons. Bases 77 to 565 code for a protein of 162 amino acids. NCBI's taxonomy places the organism in Eukaryota, Metazoa, Chordata, Mammalia, Chiroptera, Vespertilionidae. The record is from RefSeq and is a predicted model, not a curated record.
UCCGUGUGAGGACCAGGCUCCGAGGCCCCGUCUUAGGGGGGCCUGCCACCUCCCUGGACCCCAUCAGGGCCCCAGCAUGGUGUGCACCUCUGACCACCCUCCUGUGGCCGCCAGGAGAGACGAGAGCUCACGGAGCCCAGCGAGGCGAGGGCCCGGCCGGCCGAGGAAGCGAAAAUACUCCAGCUUGCUGCCCACCCUGCGUCCUGGGGGCCAGCUCCCCAGGGGCGAUGUCAAGAAAGUCAAGGCGGUGCGGUCCAGCCUGAGCCUGCUGUGCGCCGAGCUUCGGGGCGACGAGGGGCCCACGAAGAAGCGGAGCCGCCUGGAGAAGGGCGUCUACCUGGGCCUGCAGCCCAGCUCCGGGGAAAAGGUCCGGUGCGCGAAGAGCCGCGGGCAGGGAGAGCUGGCGGCCACCGUGGCCCGCAAGGUCGCCCAGCUGAAGCCCACAGUGAGGAGCAAGGGGCUGCCGGCUGGCCUCGGCCCCUUCCCAGGGGCACGUGUCCGGAAGAAGCUGUCCCGACCAGACAGGCUGACCUGGGGUUAUCUGACCCCCAGACCAGGAGCCUGA